GUUCACCCCGAAAUGCGCCACCGGUGGCGCACGCUCAAAAAUUCCAACAUCAAUAAUUCUCGAUGUUUUAAUAACAUAGACUACUCUAAACCCCGACGUUAGUAUUGUUCAUGAGGAACGGUUUUAUUCGCAUAUUAUUAUUCUAUAAUGUUAUAUAAUACGUAUGAAUCAAUAUUUAUCAUAUUUAAUUCACAUUAAAGUAUGUGCCACCGGUGGCGCACGUCGUCCCCUGGUGAAGAAAGGUACUUUCUCAGACGACGUGCUACACCGGUGGCGCACUCUAUUAGUGACAAAAAAUAGUGCGCGUAGAGCUUCUAUUGGCAGCCUUAAGAGUGCGACACUUGCCGGAGCUACUUAUAGCGCUCUAUUAGCAACAAUACGAAUCAGACCUUCUUUAUAAGCCGCCAUUACCUGUCUUCUUGUCGUAGAGAUUGUUCUGUGUUGCUGUAAGUUCAGUGAGUUCAUUUUUAUUUUAGAAAAUGGAUGAAUCAGACAUCGAUGACGCCCUUGAUGAUGACUUUAGUGAUCGUUCUUUGACCGAUUUUUCAGUUAGUGGCAGUGAAUAUAUGCCAUCAGAUGAGGAAAGUGAUGUAACAAGUGCAGAGGAGUUGAAUGAAGAAGAUGGCGUUGUUAGUGAUUUAGAUGAAUUGGAAUUGAUGGAAGUAGAUGAGGAAUAUCAAAGGGUUAGAGAGGAGAGUGGAGACGAAGAAGGCAAUAAUAUUGAAAAUGUAAGUGACCCUGUACAAGAUGUAGUUUGUAAGGUUCAUUGUGAAUAUGUAGAAAAUAAGUUAGAGUGGACAGAACCAAAAUUGACAUGCAGAUCAUAUCCUUUCACAGGAAAUGCAGGCUUAAAAACUGUUGGCCAAUUUAAUUUAAAUGAUCCAUUUGAAAUUUAUAAACAGUUCCUAGAUGAUACAUUAUUGAAUUUGAUUGUUUUGGAAACUAACAGGUAUGCACAUCAGUACCUUGCUUCAAAGCCUGUAAAAAAGCGUUCAGCAAUGGCUAGAUGGGUUGAUUGUACAACUGAAGAGAUACACAAAUUUUUUGGUGUACUGAUGAUCAUGGGCAUAUGCCCAUUGCCUCAAAGACAAAUGUACUGGUCAAACAAUCCCAUGUACCAAAAUAGUGUCAUCAAGAAAACUAUGAGCAGAGACAGAUUUGACUGUCUCCUAAAAUGCCUACAUUUCCAAAAUAAUGAGGAACCAGCAACUGAAGAGCCUCGGUUGUGGAAAAUAAAGAAACUGCUCAAUCAUUUAAAUGCAAAAUUUGAAAGUCUGGUAACACCUGAAGAGUCACUAGUUAUUGACGAGUCUAUGGUUCCAUGGAGAGGGCGUUUGAUUUUUAAACAAUAUUUGCCAAAAAAGGCUCAUAAAUAUGGAGUCAAAAUUUACAAGAUUUGUACCACUGAUGGGUAUACUUUAAAAGCAAAAAUUUACGCUGGUAAGUCAGACGUAACUGCAAGAGAGGCACAUGCAGAUAAAAUUGUCAUGCAUUUGAUGGAAUCAUUUCUAAAUGAGGGUAGAACACUGUUUGCAGAUAACUUUUACAACUCCACAAGGUUGGCCAACACUCUGCUUGAGAAGAAAACUUAUGUUUGUGGCACCCUUCGAAGUGACCGAAAAGGCAAUCCAAAAGAAGUCACUAGCAAAAAAUUAGCCAAAGGUGAAGUAAUUUGUCAAGAAAGCAGUACAGGAGUAAAAGUACUUAAAUGGCAUGACAAAAGGCCUGUACUGAUGAUAACCACUCGCCCUGAAGACGUUUCUACUCUUGUGGCAAGCAAAAAAAACAACAAAGAAAGGCGAGGUUGUCAUGAAACCAUCAUGUGUCAUGGCGUACAAUGCAGCAAAAAAAGGAGUGGACUUUUCAGAUCAGAUGUCCUCUUAUUACACUCCUAUCAGAAAGACUCUCAUUUGGUACAAAAAAGUUGCACUGGAUCUUCUCCUAGGUACUUGUGUAGUGAAUGCACUAGUACUACAUAACAAGUACUCAUUAAACCAAAAAAAUUGUUGUAUGCUCACUUUCAGAGAAAAAAUACUUCGAAAUCUCCUUGAAGGAGAAAAUGUUGGAGCCCUUGUUCAAACACCCCAAGAUGGCAGGCAAGGUACCAAGAAACUAAAACAUGUGCUCUCAAAGCGUGAAGGGACUGCAAGAGAAACCAGAAAACGGUGUGUCAGCUGCUACAGCAAAAUGAAGGAAGAAAGGGGGGCCAAAGCAGCAAGGACGUACGCAAAACGUGUUUCAACUUACUGCAAAGGGUGCGAUGAGACUCCUACAAUGUGCUUAGAGUGUUUUAACUCCAAGCACUAAACUGAACACCAUUUGUAAUAGGAAAGCUAAUGUUUAAUUAAAAUAUCUUGAGUUUCAAAUUUA
Messenger RNA from Homalodisca vitripennis (glassy-winged sharpshooter), 2370 nucleotides. RefSeq lists its product as uncharacterized. The transcript is spliced from 2 exons. Lineage: Eukaryota; Metazoa; Arthropoda; Insecta; Hemiptera; Cicadellidae. The record is from RefSeq and is a predicted model, not a curated record. The coding region runs from base 1810 to 2307 and encodes 165 amino acids.